AGGAGCUUAAAACCAGGAGCUCAAAUAUAGGGCCCCCCCAGUCGCCUGUUGCCUGCCUGCCUGCCCUCUGCCCUCACUGUCCGCAGAAUCUCCCGCCAGCCGCAAAGAUGGAGGCCAUCAAGAAAAAGAUGCAGAUGUUGAAGCUGGACAAGGAGAACGCCAUCGACCGAGCGGAGCAAGCCGAGGCGGACAAGAAGGCAGCGGAGGACAAGUGUAAACAGGUGAGGGGGCAGAAGAUGGGGGGCAAGAGGCUUGAGGGGGCAUGUGGGGGGAGAGGUGGGGGCAAGCUGCCCCACUGGGAGGUUUAAUACAUACAUUCAUCGUCACUGCUGCUGCUAGCAUCGCUUUUAUUUUGAUUAUGCGCUCCGUAGAUUGAUGCGGAAUGAAUCUUUAUUGCUAAAAAGCUACAACCAGGCACAUCCAAGAGGCAGGUCGUGAUCUACUGGUAGAUCACUGGACUUCUGUGGUAGAUCACUGGUAGAUCACUGGUCCCCCCCCUCAAGAAGCUGAACAAGUUUGGCUUCCAAAAAGCUCAACAUUUUUGCCCCGGACCCCUGAAAAACGUGGCUUUCCCUUCCCUAAGAAAAAGCUCAACCACUUCAACCUGAACCCCCGCAAAACGGGCCUUCUCUUUCUUAAGAAAAAGCAAAAAUAGCUCAUCAAUUUUUACCUGAACCCCACAAAAGGGAGUAGAUCACUGCCAGUUUUUAACUCUGUGAGCAGAUCGCUGUCUCUUGGAAGCUGGCCACCCCUGCUAUAAGCCACCGCAAUCGGUCACAACAAGUAGGAUGCAAAUAAUUAAUUUAAAACUGGAACAACAACAGCAAACAUGCAAAAAUGCAAAAAAAUCACUCUUGUGUAAGUUAAGCACUCCACUUCUCACACAGACACCCCUUAUGGUACUUGCCUUGGUGCCCAGCUCUCAACUUACUUGCAGCCGAGGCAAAUUUUGCAACCUGUGCAAAAUAAUAAAGACAGCCAGCGAAUUAGAGAUUUGCUGAAGGGGAGGUCGGUUAGGGAGAGAGCCAAGGACAUAAUCGAGGAAUUUUUUUGUCUAGGGGGUGUAUAUAAAUAUUUAUAUUCUGGUUUUAUCCUGUGAACUGGCCUGAGACCUUGCGGCUAUAGAGAGGUAUAUAUAGUCAACAAAUAAAUUAUGCCCAUUCUACAGACCGUGUCACUGAGGCACAAACUGCUAGGAGUCUCCAGAAGCAGCUCCUGCUGUCUUCUAGGGGGCUUACUCUCAGGUAAGGCCCUGCUGGGAUGAAACGGGGCCUGUUCGCUGCUCCAAGACACAGGAUCUGGUCUGCAGGAACUCUCCAAAGCUGCUUCUCCUUCUUUUUAUCCUUUUUUUUUUGAGUCCGGACAAACAUAGCAGAGGCAGCCCAGUGAUCUCACUGGUUCCCCCGAAUUUCCCCAAACAAGAGUGAGGUUGGUGGGAGGCUGGCUGCUUCCCUUCCUCAUAUUUCCCAUGAAGAACAGAUGAGCUCAUGGCUGGAUGUGAUGGGCAGGAUUAAGAGGCAUUUAUUUGCAGCUCUCCGCACCCGGGGAAAGAGCACGGACGGCUCGCUACCUGGGUUUAAGGCUGACCUUCUGGGAUGAGGUGCUGGCAAACUCUGGGUCCCAGGGGUCUCCCUCUCCCUCUCUUUCCCCAGCGGCAGUUUAAGCCGCUCCAGCUGGCACCAAAGACCCAGGCUCAGCUGUCUCUCAGCCGCAGCCCCCCAAACCCAAAGCGGGGAGCGGCCCAGUGACACACUGAGCAACCGUAACACCUGUCAAACAUAGGAGAAAAAAUUAUCCGAUGAAAAUAGGGACGUCCUAUUCCAUCCCCUCCAACGUUUCUCCCGUGAAAAGAGGGACGUCCUAUUCCAUCCCCUCCAACAUUUCUCCCCUGAAAAUAGGGACGUCCUAUUCCAUCCCCUCCAACGUUUCUCCCCUGAAAAUAGGGACGUCCUAUUCCAUCCCCUCCAAUGUUUCUCCCGUGAAAAUAGGGAUGUCCUAUUCCAUCCCCUCCAACGUUUCUCCCCUGAAAAUAGGGACGUCCUAAGGAAAAGCGGGAUAUUCUGGAAUCAGAUCAGAAACCGGGGCGGCUUCUGUAAAUCUGGGGCUGUCCCUGGAAAAUAGGGGCACUUGGAGGGUCUGCGGAAGGAAAGGGGCCAUUAAGGUGUUGGCUCAAGGCCAGGUGAGUGGGGAAGGGGACGAGUGAGCAGUGGCGUAGCGUGGGGGGCCGGCCGCACCAGGCGCAACAUCUGGAGGUUAGGGGGCGCAAAUCCACGGGUUAGGGGGCGCAAAUUACUUGCCUUGCCCCGGGUGCUGACAACCACGCUACGCCACUGUGAGUGAGAAGUAGCCUCAGGCUCCCCACCCCCACCCCGAAAAGAACACACUGCGAAGGGCAGAACAGGGAGUUCGUUCCCACAGCCAGAUAACUUUAUCGCUGGCCGGCCGCAAGAUAAGGGGAGUGUUCAUCAGAACCAGGGAAACUGGCACCCAGCGCUGGCCUGGAAUGAUAUAAAUAGCUGCUUUGAGAAAGCAGGAUGGAUUUAUAUGGGAAGGUGGAGAGAGAGAGAGAGAGAGAGAGAGAGAGAGAGAGAGAGAUAAGGCUCCAGCAUACAUUUUUUGGCUGCUCGGCCUAAGGAGCAAAGGGAUGGUUUUCCAUAAGUGGUUGCAAGAGGGUCACUGACCAGCCCCUCCCAAAAAAAGUGCAUCACAAUUUAAUGUUCAAAUAAAACGCUGUUCUCUGACCCAACCAAUUAAAUCUGCCUUGUUGUGGUUUUUCCUCUUGAUGUUUCCUUCUCCCUUGUGGAAGCAAGGAGCGCAACAUUAAAAAGAUUCCUGGUGGAUCGCGAUUCUCCACUGCAGGCCUGCUUAGAUUUGAGUUGAAUGCACUAGGAAUUUUUUCUUGGGUUACUGUAAAGAAAAAACACCAAAUGAAAAAACCCAGAUUUAAAAAAUCAAAUUUUAAUCCUGAAAAAGAAGUCGCGUCCAGGGAAAAUAGGACAUAUGGCAACCCAAUGCCCUAUCUUCUUCUUCUCUGGCGAUCCCUCGUAGCUGAGUAAGAUUGUCUUCGAUAAAUACAGUUUUAACAAUGAGUCCGUAAGUGACUGUGGAGGCCAAUUCUGGAUCCACAUGUCCUUCCACAGUGGGGACAUUGGUUUCCGGGCAGGAGUUGAUCCCGGUGAGGGUUUGCCAAGUGCGCCUUCCUCUUAGCACGUUUCUCCCUCUCGUCCUGAGUUCGAGUGUCUUCAAAGCCCAGGACACCUUUGGUCAAGGCUGUUCUCCAACUGGAGCGCUCGCAGGCCAGUGUUUCCCAGUUGCCGGUGUUUAUACUACAGUUUAAAAGAUUUUCCUUGAGACAGUCUUUGAACCUCUUUUGUUGACCACCAGCAUUAAUCUUUCCAUUUUUAAGUUCAGAAUAGAGGAGUUGCUUUGGAAGACGAUCAUCAGGCUUCCACACAACAUGACCAGUCCAGCGAUGUUGCUUUGACACUGGCGAUCUUUGCUUCUUCCAGUAUACUGGUAUUCGUUCACCUGUCUUCCCAAGUGAUGUGUAUGUAAUAAUCUGCAAUAUUAUCUCUCCCUCUCUUUGGGCAGGUGGAGGAUGAACUGGUGUCUCUGCAGAAGAAGCUCAAAGGCACUGAAGACGAGCUCGACAAAUACUCCGAAGCCCUCAAGGAUGCUCAGGAGAAGCUGGAGAUGGCAGACAAGAAAGCCACGGAUGUACGUAGGCUGGCCAUGCCAAACUUGGGGCUGGGGGGGGGGUCCUCUGGGUUUUUUGGUCUACGAUUACCGUCAACUCCUGCAGUGGGCACGCCAAGGCAGCAGUACUUGGCCUGUAAGGUAAAGGUAAAGGGACCCCUGACCGUUAGGUCCAGUUGUGACCGACUCUGGCGCUCAUCUCGCUUUACUGGCCAAGGGAGCCGGCGUACAGCUUCUGGGUCAUGUGGCCAGCAUGACUAAGCCACUUCUGGAGAACCAGAGCAGUGCACGGAAACGCUGUUUACCUUCCCGCCGGAGCGGUACCUAUUUAUCUACUUGCACUUUGACGUGCUUUUGAACUGCUAGGUUGCCAGGAGCAGGGACCGAGCAACGGGAGCUCACCCCGUUGCGGGGAUUCGAACCGCCAACCUUCUGAUUGGCAAGUCCUAGGCUCUGUGGUUUAACCCACAGCGCCACCCACGUCCCUGCACUGGCUGCAAAAGCUGAUGGGUGCCAGUAGUGUAGAAAGCAGGGCCGUCUUUAGCUCACGCACCGCUGGGGUGGAAAUAUCUGCCCAGCACCCCCAAAUUUAGUUAAUUUCGGGUGCACGGCGCCGUUGAGAAUGACAAGUGCCGACAAGUGCGGUGCGUCUUUGGUAAAUGUGCGCAUAAAGUCGAAAGUUUUACAUCUUAUUCAAUUUUUUUGACUUCCAUCCAUCCUGUCUGAAAAUUUUCCAAUCUAAUCUCUCAGUAUGCAUUUCUUAUCUUCCCUAUUACAUUUCAAACUCAUAACCAAUAUCUCUAUCUUUUUCUACUUUGUAAUACUUCAUAUAUUUCUCCUUACAAAACUUCUUGCAGUCCUACUAGCGUGAUUUGUUGAUGACAGUUGCUUUUCAAAUAAUUCAUAUACCAUAUUUUUCACUCUAUAAGACGCACCAGACCUCCUCUGGAGGAGGAAAACAAGGAAAAAAAAAAUAUUCUGAAUCUCAGAAGCCAGAACAGCAAGAGGGAUCGCUGCGCAGCGAAAGCAGCAAUGCCUCUUGCUGUUCUGGCUUCUGGGAUAGCUGCGCAGCCUGCAUUCGCUCCAUAAGACGCACACACAUUUCCCCUUACUUUUUAGGAGGGAAAAGGUGAGUCUUAUAGAGCAAAAAAUACGGUACUUCUUCCAGUCUUCUGUAAAUCUCUGGUCCCGCAGCAGUAGGUAUACAUUUCGGUAAUACCUAGGUAUAUAUGUAUUUUGUUUUUCUAGCUUGAUCAAAAUGAUUAAUUAUUUCGUAACAGGUAGAUAGUUAAGCGCUUAGGCGGCUUCAGCAGCGGGCGCCUGGUGCCCCCCAGAAUUCGGCGCCGGGUGUCCCGCACCCCUUGGACCCCCGGGUAAAGAUGGCCCUGGAAGGAAGGCUAGGUGGGGGCGGGGGCGAUGGGGUGGCACUGGGGCUGUGGGUACCCCUCCCAAAGAAAGCUCAACCACUUUGGGCGGUUUCCCAAAGGAGGAGUAGGAAAGCCAAAAAGGCUUUGGACGAAAAAGAAUUCGACUAUGCCAGGGAUGGGGGCUGAGGAAGAAAUAUAAAGUGCCUGUUCAGGUUGGCGAAGACAUUUGGAGAGGAGGGGUGGCAGCUGGAAUAAAAGACUGGAUAAAAUUCUGGCUGCAAAGAUAAGAAACCAAGACGCAAGAGAAGCGUAGGGAGAAUUCGGGGAAUGUUUCGAGAAUUUCAGCAUCUAUCCCCGAAGAGGACCAGGCAGCUAAAUUAAGGAGGAGGAGUGGAAGGAUAUUUUGAACAACUCAAGAGUAAAGAGGAACCCUAGCGGAGAGAGAACCUCAGCUCCAGAUUUUUGAGGAUUUUUUUGGGGGGGGGAGCUACGCCCCUGGCCCCGGUGCGCCUCGCCUGGAGACCCAGAAAGAGCGCGUGGCUUCGGGCGCCUUUCCAAACCCCGAGGGAGGACUACCGCGGAAUUUUUUGGGUGGGUGGGGGCUUCUUGAAAAUAUGGGGGUGCCCGGCUCCCUCUAGACGCCCCCCGUGGCGAGCUACGUUGCCUUUAGCAGAGACACCUGCAGUCCAGGUGGGCAGAGAGGGGGCUCCGUCCAGGGUUGCUUCCCUCCGUCCAGGGGGGUCCCGUCUGAUCGCUUGGGGCUCCCUGUCCCCUGAGAAGGAGCAGCAGUACCGCAGCCCAGCCGGGAGGAAAAGCCUCUGCCCGCCCCGUCCCGGCUAGCGGACCUCGGAGGUGCCCUCCUCCUUUGCGCGCCACCCCGAGGGGGCUGUCCUCGGGGUUGUCCCAGCGGUGGCCACGUCACGAUGCGCCAGCGGUGCCGACGUCACGGCCCCUCCCCCGUCCCUUCCCUCCUCCUCCUCCUCCUCCCCUUCCUCCCGCCCGACGCCGCUGCGCCCUCGCCAACGCGCACCGGAGGAGCCGCGCCCUUUGCUUCUCUUUGCCGUCGCUGCCGUUGCCGCAUCCACGUGUGCCGCCGGGAUCCGACGGGAUGGCCGCCGCCACGGGCUCCCUGGAGGCGGUGAAGCGCAAGAUCCAAGCGCUGCAACAGGAGGCCGACGAGGCCGAGGACCGCGCCCAGAUCCUGCAGCGCCAGCGCGACCAGGAGCGCGAGCUGCGCGAGAAAGUGAGCGCCGUCGGAAGAGGAGCCUCGGCGGGGCGCGCGCAGCCGGCGCCGCCUCCGCCGCUUUGCGCCUCUCCACUUUGCGCCUUUCUCUCUCCGCUCUCCUCCUCCUCCUUCUUCUCUGCGCUCCUGCUGCCCCGGGACGCCCCGUCGGGGGAGAAGGGCGCGCCCGUUCCCCUCGCUUAGGAUCGCCUUCCGCCGGAGCCGGGAAAGGCUGAAGAGGCACCCCCCCCCCGGGAGGGAGCCCGGAGGAGAGCCCCCGCCGUCGAGGCUCCGCCCGACGCCUCUGCAAGAUGCUCCCCGGGGCUGCGCGCGCCUCCUCCCGGCUCCUUCUGCGCCUCCUUCCCGCUGCGCCUGGACGCCUGGAGACCCCAGGGCUGGACCUCGCUCCGACGGGACGGGACACCUCCAGCUUCUCCUCCUUCUCCGGCUUUUUCUCUCCUACCUGUCCUCACCUGGCGUCCUCUUCCUUCUCUUUCUGGGCCUUUUGGGGGCGGCCAGGUAGGAAGCAAGGGGAGCCCCCCUCACAAGGAGACCCGCUACUGCCAGAGCAAGCACUGGCCAUGGGUGCAAAUGUGGGGCGCUGGGGGAACCCUAAAACUUAAACCACCCCCCCUAUCCUCAGGAGCAUCCAGUGAGCCAGAGCUGGAGCGAUGGGGGGGGGGGGUGUUAAUCAGGUUUUUUCUGCCCCCUUGGCGUGUUCCAAACUGGCUCUUUGACCCGGGUGAAAUUAAGCCUCGUUUUGUCCUUGCAUCACCCAGUGGCUCACUCCCCCCUCUGUGUUUCCCCACAGGCAGAAGGGGAGGUGGCUUCCCUGAACCGCAGGAUCCAGCUGGUGGAAGAGGAAUUGGAUCGGGCCCAGGAGCGUCUGGCUACCGCGUUGCAGAAGCUGGAGGAAGCUGAAAAGGCGGCCGAUGAGAGCGAGAGGUACGUGGGGGGCGGCGUAAGGGGAUUGCAGAGGAAGGUUCGUAGCCCCACAGCAGCUGAGGCUGCCCAAAGUAGUAAUAAUGAUGAAGAUGAUAAUAAUAAUAAUAAUAAUAAUAAUUUUGUUAUCCGUACUCCGCCAUUCUGGGCGAUUUCCAACACGCAUAAAAACAUACACCAAGCAUCAAAAACUUCCCUAUACAGGGCUGCCUUCAGAUGUCUUCUAAAAGUUGACAUCUAGUGGGAGGGAGUUCCACAGGGCGGGCACCACCACUGAGAAGGCCCUCUGCCUGGUUCCCUGUAACCUCGCUUCUCGCAGGGAGGGAACCGCCAGAAGACCCUCGGAGCUGGACCUCAGGGUCUGGGCUGGAUGAUGGGGGUGGAGACACUCCUUCCAGUAUACCAGGCCGAGGCUGUUUAGGGCUUUCAAGGUCAGCACCAAAACUUUGAAUUGCGCUCAGAAAUGUCCUGGGAGCCAAUGAAGGUCUUUCAGGACCAGUGUUAUGUGGUCUCCACUCCCAGUCUGGCUGCCGCAUUCUGAAUUAGUUGCAGUUUCCGGGUCACUUUCAAAGGCAGCCCCAAGUAGAGCGCAUUGCAGUAGUCCAAGCGGGAGAUAACCAGAGCAGGCACCACUCUGGCCAGACAGUCCGCGCCCAGGGAGGGUCUCAGAUGAAGCUGGUAGACAGGCUUCCUUCUUGGUUGCAGAAUAGUGGGGGGGAGGCCAAGGAAGUCUUCCCUCCCACCUUUUUCACCUCCCAAAUUUAGGAUUCGUCCCCAGCCGCGACCGUUGGAACAAGUAGACCCCCAAAUUAGACGUCUCUCGGUUCCGUCACACGGGCUUGGCUUGGUCUCAUCCGAUAAGGCAAAACGCAGACCGACAAGGGCAUGAGCGUUGCUGGUGGGGAAGGACGGGUGUUUGGGAGUUCAGAACGGCUCCUCUUGUGUCUCCAGAGGCAUGAAGGUGAUUGAAAACAGAGCCAUGAAGGACGAGGAGAAGAUGGAAAUUCAGGAGCUUCAGCUGAAGGAAGCCAAACAUAUCGCAGAGGAGGCCGAUCGCAAGUACGAAGAGGUGAGUUGGGGGUUGCCCUGGGGGGACGUGGUGAUGGUGGGGGGCUGCACAGGGCCAGGUUUGGAGGAAGACCCCUCUAGCAGCAGCUAAAACGCCCCUUUGGCGUUCCUUGCUGCAGGCAAAAUGGACCUGAAUCGUUUUUUUAAAAAACCCAAUCAUUAUUAUUUUAAAAGCCAUUUUCAGAACGAAUUUUUAAGCAAAAAUGGCUUCAUCUUCUUUUUCAUCCAGUGAGGUUUAUUAUUGUAUGGGGGGGGGGACUUUCUGGGGUUUGUUUUUAGAAGCGAGUUCCUAAAUCUGUUCAGAUUUAAACAAGCGGAAAGCAUACAACGCUUUUGGGUUGAGACAAGAUUGCAAGGGCGCAGAACAGGAAACAUUAAAAAGCCCUGGAAGAAGAGACCAAGACGUGAUUGUAACAAGGUUUCCAACGUUAAGAGCAGGAAUCAAAACUUUAGUAGAGAGAAAACAACAGAUUUGAUUGUAUCAAUUAACGUUUCAGCAAAGCUUCUGCUGUAAUUAUACAGAAGAUUUGCCAUUCCAGCAGUGAUUUUCCUUCUCUGCCUUUCAAACUCAAGCCCCACAAAUAUCUCCCCGCCCUUUAAAAGUCAGUAUUUGAUACUCUUUAACUAGGAUAUAUGGAAACAAGGACGGGCUUAGCUGCAUGAAUGGAAAGCAGCGAUACCAAAUCUGAAGGUUGUUGCAAAAUAUAACUUCAACAGUACCUGAAUCGUUGCAUUUAAUAUAUUUUUUUGCAACCGCAGGGACUGGGAGAUAAAUCACUGGCUCUGCGAUUUGAGGAUUGCUCCUUGCAGAGCAAGCUGCGAUCGUUAGACCGAGAGAUAAAGUUGUGAGGUCACUUCCUGCAGCUUGGAGGGUUGCAUCCGGCCUGGAGGCCAGGGGCAGGUCACAGCACACACCCCCCCAAAAAAAAAUAUUGGCGGCUUCCUGUGUUCCUAUCUGGUUUUUGCAAAUCGUUUCUUUCACGCCACGUGAAGUCUAUGACCAGUGCUGGAUUUAUGUAUAACCUAAACAAGCUCUAGCUUAGGGCCCCACUCUCUUGGGCCCCCCCAAAAAAAUUAAAGGGGAAAAAAAACCUGGAUGUGCAUUUCCAAAAUAUAAGAUAAGAAAACAAAUAAAAUAAAGCCGACAUACAGCAACAGUGUUUCGUGUUGCGGAGGCUCCUAUUUGUGAUGUGCAAAUGGCUAGAGAUACCCAUGAGGUCCAUAAAUGACCAUAUAACAUCUAUUCAACACAAAAGAACAGCGACAAUUUGUUGCAGACAAAGGACAGCUGGACAUAGAAAGGGCCCCAUUACCUUCAGGAGCCGAGGGCCGCAUCCAACCGAAAUCUGGCCCUGGGUCUAUCCAUGUGAGUCACCAGAUGUUGUUGAACUACAACUCCCAUCACCCCUAGUUAGCAAGGGAUGGUGGGAGUUGUAGUCCAACAACAUCUGGGGACCCACAGGUUGAGAACCGCUGCCCUAGCUGGCAAGGUCAAGGAUUAUUAUGGGGUGUGUGUGUUACAGGCUGCCCCCCGAUUUCGUAAACUGGUAUCCCCCUCCAAUUCUGGGCUCCUUCUCUCCCACUUUCCCCUUUGCAACCGAUGGGCUCCUUGCAAAUUUUCAGAUUUUCUCCAGCUGGCUGCUUUGACAUUAGGAAGAAAUUCCUUUUGGAUGUUUCCUGCCCCUCUAUUUUUGGAGCCCUGCAAAGGCUCCCGAGGUUUCGUCUUCUCUGAUCCGUUACGCUUCCUGCAGGUUGCACGGAAACUGGUCAUUCUGGAGGGAGAACUGGAAAGAGCGGAGGAGCGAGCCGAGGUUUCUGAAUUGUGAGUAUCCCUUGACGCAUCUAAAUGGAGCUGGGAAGCCCCUCUGCCCCAGCAAGGCUGUUUGGGAAAGAGAUUUCUCUAGGGUUGCCAUUCAGUACUUGGGCGUGAUCUCAGUGGGCUGGGGGUUUUUUGGUGCCUCGUUGAUUUUAGUGGGACAUGGGGGGUUUCCACGGACUGGGGGAGCAGGAGGCUAAUAGGAAUUAGAAUCUGGGGGGCACUGAUUGCCCCCAUCUCUGCUCAGGGUCGUGACAACUGGACCUGAACUCACCACUUCAGCCCAGAGACUCUCUCGUUUGUGUGAAUAAAUAAGGAAGUUGGCUCGCCCAGCAAAGGCAGUGUUUAAAGUUUUUAUAUAUAUAUUUAAUUAUUCAUAAACCAACAAAAGAUAACAUUGUAAGUUCAGUAUUCUCAUAAAGACAAAUACAAUUAUUCAUACACCUCAUAAAGAAAAACAAACGUACUUAUAAGCAAAAAAGAAAAUUUCCCCUUACAUACAGUUGACUUCCCAUUCAUUCCAUAUUUCUUCAAAAUUAACAAAACUUGAUGAGUCAGUUUUUCUGUUAUUCAAUGUUGUUAUUUUUAUAAUGGUUAAGUUUUAAAAGUUAAGUUAUAAUAGUCAAGUUAGAUAUAUCAUAUAUAUAUCUAUAGGAUUAUAAAAAUAUAAACAUAAAACAAAGAAUAAUUCAAGAUCCAAAUGGUUGGGGUUAUUUCUUCCUUCCACCUCUGGGCUAAUAGCAUCCGUGUGGCUGUUGUCACAUACAUAAACACUCUUUUCUGGUCCUUUGGUAUCUCUGUACCUUUAAUUCCUAAGAAGAAGGCUUCUGGGUUUUUUAAACAAAAGUUAUUUUAAAUGUUUUUUUCAUUAUAUAACUUUAAAAAAACAACAACACCAAAAAAAGAAUUACAAAUAUCAAUUUCAAAAUCCAUAUUCGUUUUGUAACAUAACAUAACAACUAUUACAUAGUUGACUAAAUUAAAAUAUACCUAAUGGCUAUAGACUUCCCUUUACUGUAUAUUAAUGCAACACGAUUAGAAAUAAUAUAUUAGAAUUUUUUUAUAAAUUCUCCUAUACCCCCCACUCCCCUUCACCCAUGUGUGAUCUCAAUAUUUUUUUUACUUCUCCCAUCUUGUUGUUUUGUUGUAGUUUAAUAAUUAUUCAAUUGAUUCUUUUAUUAUUUCAUUGCUUACCUCUGCACGUUUUACGCAUUAUCUAUUAAUAUUCCAGUUCCGGAAGUAUAUUUUUUCAUGUAUAUCAUCUCUUAGAGAGAGUUUAAAGUCAUGGGGGCUCUUGAAUGCGUUGUUAAACAAAGGCGGGGCGUAACCCACUUGGGAGAGUAGAGGGACGACGACAAGUGCUGACCCCCAGGCCCUAUUUCCCCAUUCACUACAAGAAUUUGCUGAAAUGGUGCAGUUGACAAAUAGCCUGAGAGGCAAUUCAAAACAAAAAAUUAUGGAAAAGUGGGAUAGAUAUAAUAACAUAUAUGUUCAAAAAUACAGUAAAGGUUUGCUAUCUAUGCUAGCGUUCAAUUGACGUUGGAGAGAGACUGAGUUGAGAAAUAAGACCAAGGGUACAUAUUGAUAUAGGAAUGUAUUAGAUAAAAUGUAAAGAAAUAGACAGUAAUAAGAGUGCAUUCAUUUGUAAAAAAGGAAUAUACAACGGGAUAGACAGGAAGUCCAAAGUGUUGGUACUUGUAUGACUUUGGAAUAGUUUUUUGUCCUUGUUUCUUUUCUUUAGGUAUAUAAACUUGUAUACAUGCUGAAAAUUAUAUUAUAAUAAGCCUUGUGAUGUAAUAUGAUGGUGUUAAUAAAUAAAUAAAACAAAAGCAAAGGCAGGCGGGGAUGGGGAGCCCACCUGGGAGAGUGGGGGGUACAAUGGCAAGCGCUGACCCCCAGGCCCUAUUUCCCCCUCUGGCAGAAAAUGCAGUGACCUUGAAGAGGAGCUGAAGAACGUCACCAACAACCUCAAGUCGCUUGAAGCUCAGUCAGAGAAGGUUGGUAGCAGCCCUUGGCAGAGGUUGGGACUGAAGAGGCUGGCUUGGCAGGGAAGUGGGGGCUCCUCUCCCCAGCCCCCCAUCAAGCCCAGCCUUGUUUGGGGAGAGCAACCUUCUGCAGAGAAGCUGGGGAACAGCUUGAUCCUUGAGGCUUGCCUCUUUUGGCUCUUGAGGAGGACGCCCCGGGGUGCUGCCUGCCUCAGGGUGACUGGCAAGUGUGGGAAUCAGCGGCAGUCUCAACUGUUGCCCAGGAUUUCCUAGGAAUGAAGGAGCCUGUUUUUGCCCUGUUUUUGUAGUACUCUGAAAAAGAGGACAAGUACGAAGAGGAAAUCAAGGUUCUGACCGACAAGCUGAAGGAGGUGAGGUUCCUGGGUGGCCGAGUUGGUUUUGGGGUGCGUUGGGGUCCCUGCUCAGUGGUCACAGUUCCCUUUUCUUGACCCUCUCCGUGUCUCUAGGCUGAAACGCGCGCCGAGUUUGCAGAGAGAACGGUCGCCAAGCUGGAAAAGACGAUCGAUGACCUGGAAGGUAUGAGGCUGUUUGACGUGUGUGUGAUUUAAGUUGCUGAGUUAAUAUUAGGGUUUCUCUUGCUGUGCAUCUGUGGUUAGCCCCAGGAAAUACAUAUCUGCCCCCUGAGCUGUGGUCGGACUCUCAGCUCUGUGUGGUCAGGCUGAGAAUGAAGACCAGGAAGUCUUGGGGUGACUUCAGUCCCUGUACAGUGGUCCCUUGGUUCUCAAACUUAAUCCAUUCUGGAAGUCCGUUCCAAAACCAAAGCGUUCCAAAACCAAGGCGUGCUUUCCUGUAGUAAGUCAUGCAAAAUGGAUUAAUCCGUUCCAGACUUUUAAAAACAACCCCUAAAAUGGCAACUUAACAUGAACUUUACUAUCUAACAAGACCAUCUAUAAAAUAAAUAAGACAGUAUUGUAGAUGAUAAAAAUGAAACUUCUUUUUUUUCCUUCCCUCCACUGAUGAUGGUCAUUGUUUGCAUGGGGGGCUUUUAUUCAUUUCCACAGUCACACAAUCAAUCAUUAGCUGAACUGGGUUCCACACAGUCACAAAAACAAAUGAACCGAAAAAGCUUCAAAAACAAAAAUGCAAAAUAAGGAGCAAAUCGCCAAACUUAAUCCAUUCCGGAAGUCCAUGUGACUUCCGAAAUGUUCGGAAACCGAGGCUCAGCUUCUGAUUGGCGCAGGCGCCCCGGAAACAACAGCCGACAGCCGCAUCGGACGUUCGGCUUCCAAAAAUUGUUCGAAAACUGGAACACUUACUUCCAGGUUUUCGGAGUUUGAGAACCAAGGCGUUUGAGAACCACUGUAUUGUCCUUUUUGCAAAAUUACUGGGCUUUAACGUAGGUGGAAGUGUUUGGGACAAACUAAUGCCUCUCUUAUUGCUGAAAUCUUUCUGAAAAUCUCCUCUGAAAUGUUUCUCUAUCCUUCUGUGUUUAUUUUUUAACAUUCCCUUUCCUCCCUUCUCCCUUUUCUUCUCCUCUCGCUCUGUUUCUCUGUCCGGCAGACGAGCUGUAUGCUCAAAAGUUGAAGUACAAAGCGAUCAGCGAGGAGCUGGACCACGCUUUGAACGACAUGACUUCCUUGUAGGAAGAUAAAUCGAUCGCUGCGAUCUCUCUGCCAGCUCUCCUGUCCUGCCUAAGAACCUGCUGCCUCCGUGUGCCUUCUUCACAAGUUUCCCGGUCUUUCUUCCUGUCUUCCUUUUUUCUGUAAAAACUUGCUUCCAUUAAAAAAAACCUAGAGUUCUUGUAUUUCCUCUCUGCUUAUUCAUUUUCUCCAUUUCCUAUACAAAAGGCGUCUCUCCCUCUCGCUUGCUUCUCUAUUAUUAGACGGUUUUCUGAGGUCUAAGGUGGCUUAAUAGCUUAAAACAAUUCAAACAGAAAAGAAAGAUUUCACAGCACUCAGACGGACUAACUAGCCAAGCCGAAAGCUAGAGGCAAGAAAUGUCGAUUUGCUGUUCUGUUUUGUUCCUUGUUUUUUUCCUGUGUUUUAUUCUGCAAAUUGCCCUGAGAUCUUAUGAUGAAGGGCAGUAGACACAUCUAAUAGAUAAAUUAAAUAUUACACCACAGCGCUAUAUAUUUUGGGCUGUGGUUUUUACCUGAACUUCCACAUACCCUCAAGAAAGAUGCCUUGCUUCUAUCUGAGCCCAGUCCUUUUCGUAGCUUGCUGGAAAUAAUGGAUCUCAGAGACAAAUAGUCUUCUCCAUCUAGCCAAUUGUCCGGGGUGGUGGUGGUGCGAAUUACAGUGCAACAUCUGGGGGGGCACAGCUGGUUUCCUUCAGUUGCCUUAAAACAUAUGCACCAGGCGUAAGAAAAGCGCUUGCCUGGGGAAAAGCUUAUUCAGAGGGGUGGCUGCCUUGAUAAAAAACCCACAACAGGAGAUUGGUUGCAACUAGAAUAGAGCCGUCCUAAUCAGACAUGCCCCUUGAACGGGCGUCUCAAAAUAAACUUGUCUCCCAUUCAUUCUCAUCAGAAAAAGUUGCCCAGGCGAAAGAAGAGAACCUGACUUUGCACCGGACGCUGGAUCAGACCCUCAGCGAGCUCGGCAGCAUAUAACUCCGCGCCGGAAAAAUCACCCGGACUUCGGGAAGCCAAGAGGAUCCUGCCAAAAAUAGCGGCUUCCUCUUUGAAUCCACUUCUUUUCUCCUGCUUUCUCUCUCUCGUCUUCCCCACCUUUCAGAUCACACAAAAUGCCAACCUUCUCUUAUCCUCCCUCUUUCCCCCUUUAAGCAUUGAGGUUUUGGGCACCAACUGAAUGUAGUUUUUUUUGUUUGUUCGUAAUCCUCUGCGGCAGAACGUUGCGAAACCGGGAAAGCUGUGCGCCAAGGCAUCCGUUUCCCGCAGGGCUGCUCCGAAGGUGCUAACUUCUCUUGAUAACUGGAAACGCACGUGUUUUGUGCAAAACCGAGCAGGGAGCACGGGCCCAGUUGAGGUGACAGGGAAACGGAGCUAUUGGCGGUAGUUAGCGUCAUUUUCUUAGCUGCCGUUUCUUACUGCAAUCGCAAGACCGCAGAAAACUCUCUUGCAGAAGCGCAAAGUUUAUGCAGAAAGCCUGCAACGUUCCGCCGGAAGACGGCUUUCUUUCGCAGUCUUCCUCGUUUACAGAAAGUUCGUAAAACUAGAAGCUUACACAUUCCAUAGGAAGGCUAGACGUACUGGCUUCCUAGUUUACAGAGCUGUGCCAAAAUACUAUUUCUUUGUGUGUGUGUUUCAUCUCCUUGAACAUCUUGAGAAGCAGACCAAAAAAAGCAGAAGGCAUUUCCCGUUGGCCAAUCUUAGGGUGCUCUGACGGGGAAACUUCUGCACUUCUGUAUUUAUUAAUUUUUUUGCAAGGAGGGUGGAAGGAAGGGAAACGGGCAACAUGAAUUCAACCACCCAAUCCCUCGAUAUGUAUCCUGUUAACAUGGCAAUAGCUUUUUUUUUAUUUUUAAGCUUUCAGUCUAAUAAUAAAACCUUUCUCCCCCCCUAUACACAUUUCCACUUUGUGGGGCAUUUCUUAACAUAAUGAAUCGGGGCCGGAUGUGGGUUUGAUGAAGCCCUAAGCUACUGAAGGCAAUGGGGCCCUUUUAUGUCCAGCUGUCCUUUGUCGACAACAAAUUGUCACUGUUUUUGUGUGUUAAAUAUAUGCUAGAUGGUCAUUGAUGGACCCAAUAGGUAUCGCAAGCCAUUUGCACAUAUUGCCAUGUAACCAGUCCAUGCAGAAUGUCGGCACCCUAUAUAUAGAAAGGAGCAAACCAGUGAUAUUUUAGGGAGCAGGCGGGGUCCAUGACUUACACCAUAGGAGCCUACACAACACAAAACGCUGUUGCUGUAUGUAGGUUUAAUUUUGUUUUCUAUCUUAUAUUUUGGAAAUGUACAUCCAGGUUUUUUGGGGCCCCCAAGCUAGAGCUUGUUUAGCUUAUACGUAAAUUUGGCACUGUAAUGAAUAUGGAUUUAGUGCUGAAAUCGUACCAUAGGGCACAGGAGGUUGGGGUUGGGAAUAAGAAGCGCUCCAUUCCCUGAAUCGGACAGGGAGCAGCAGCGGUGUUCAGGGGAAUGACAAACCGCUUGCUUGGUUUUUUUUGAAACUCUGGCGAGUUUAAGACUUCCAGCCGGCCAGAUCAGCUGCAAAACGAGCGGAGGAAUGCUUCUUUGGCAUUUCAGACUCUUUCUAGGUCAUCGGCAAAUGCGUUUUGGUGGGGAGAUGGGAGGAGAGGCUCUGCUGAUCGCAUCAGAAGGUGGUUCCCACCCAGUGGGGUUGGCAUUGCUGCUGCUGGAAAGUAUUUUCUGUGGGAAGUGUGAGAGACUUGAGAAAUGAUUCCCAAAUGCUGGCUAUCUUCAGGCAAAUAAACGCUGCCGUAGCUGCUGCCUAGCACAGCCUCCCUGGGGGAAAAGGGAUCCCUGAUUUGUGUCCUGCUUUUCACGGUUCCACUUACUGAAUAGUGUCAACAAGGCCCUUAUUGACUUUCGGAAGGCUCAGACAAGAAUAAAACCACACCUGGCUUCGAUUUGGAGGCAGCUGUCUGAGCCUGAGAAACAGGAGGAAGGAAAAGACAUGGAUGGGGGCCCUUGAACUAAAAUCAGAAGCCAGAAAGUUGGUGCAUUCUUCUGUUUUCUUUUUUUGAAGUGUUAACACUUUUUAUAAAAUGGAUUGAGGGGCUCCUGUGUCUGUUUCCUUUAGCCUCUGUCCUUUUCAAACAUGCAAGCUAGUUUGUGUGUUUCAGGACAAGGCUGAUGUUGACUUAGCCACACCUGAAGCUGGCUGUGCCCAAACUUGGGUCACUUUCACGUUUAAGAACUGCAACGAGGAUAGGUUUGUGUAAAAGGAGUCGUUUGCCUUUUGCUCAAAAAUACGUUCGUUCGCCUCUGUGGACAGAGAGACGCUGUUUUUCUGUAUUUUUAAUUUUCUUCGGGAGCAGUUUUGGUUUUUAAAUGUUUAACGAGUCCCCGUGUGCUGGGCUUUCCUAGUCAAGUGCCGAGAGGAGGAAAAGUAAAGCAUUUUGAUUGUUGGUUUAAUGAAAACGAUGCAAAUAGGCGUUAUAUGUCUUGGCAGCUGUCACUAGUCAUGUUCUAGGAGGAAGGGGAAACGCCCUCAAAUGCAGGGCAGCAGUCAGGAGAAGGAGAACCGAUGAGCUGGCGGUAAAUAAAGCAAAACACAUUAACCGUUUAGUCACAGAAUCCUGAUC
Messenger RNA from Podarcis lilfordi (Lilford's wall lizard), 17274 nucleotides. NCBI's taxonomy places the organism in Eukaryota, Metazoa, Chordata, Lepidosauria, Squamata, Lacertidae. The record is from the annotation of a GenBank genome assembly.